Molecule: messenger RNA, 615 nt
Organism: Notolabrus celidotus (New Zealand spotty)
Lineage: Eukaryota; Metazoa; Chordata; Actinopteri; Labriformes; Labridae
Gene: prlh2
Product: prolactin releasing hormone 2
Exons: 2
Coding region: 86-445 (119 amino acids)
Molecular function (GO): hormone activity
Source: RefSeq, a predicted model, not a curated record
CAUUGUUCCUUCCCUCACUUUCAGCUCGGUACGGACACUGAGCGAUCCGUCCCUCCUCUCCAGAGCACCGGAGCGACCUCACAGCAUGCUGCCCGGGAGAGCGGCUGAUGUCCGGCUCUGCGUCCUGACGAGCCGCUGGGUGCCCGCAGCCCUUGCGCUGCUCCUCCUCCUCUCCUCCAGCCUGAGCAGCACUCACAGCACCACGGUGGAGCACGACUUCCACAUCGUCCAUAAUGUCGACAACAGAAGUCCAGAGAUAGACCCAUUCUGGUAUGUGGGGCGUGGGGUGAGACCCAUCGGGCGUUUCGGGAAGAGACACAGCAGCGUGAGCAGCGGGGAUCUGCAGCCUGUCAUCAGGACGCUGAGUCUGCUUCUCAGCAGCCUCAGAAACAAGGAGGACCUCGGAAAUGUGAUAGACGUUGAGGAGGGGGAUUGGUUACCAUGACAGCAUGCCCUCCUUAGUCUAUUCAUAAACUCCAAUUGUCUUCAUUUUUUAUGAUUGAGGGUAUGUUCUCGCUCUUGGCUGUAUGUCUCCAUAAUAGAAAUCACUCACCAAAUGAAUCUGUACAUAUAAAUGCAUUCUAUAUUGAUUAAUAAACCAGGAUGUUGUGAUUA